CUCUCUCGGUCGAAUUUACAGCGUCUCCGCGUCAACGGGAGCAAGUCUCGUGGGCCUCGAUCAGCUCCUCUCUCCUUUUUCAUCCUUUUGAGCACCAGCUGGGGAUCGUUGAGUCGGUUGAUUUCGAUCGAACUUAGAGAAUGGCAGGGAAGGAGAUCUUGCAGAAGAUCAAAGCUAAAGCAGGGUUUGGUUCUUCAUCAGAGACUGGGAGAGGGAAAGCCAAAAUCUGUGGGAAGAGCAUCCGACAUGGCUACCACAUGGUGAAGGGGAAAUCAAACCAUCCAAUGGAAGACUAUUUGGUGGCUGAAUUCAAAAAAGUUGGUGAAUAUGAACUAGGUUUAUUUGCAAUUUUCGAUGGCCACUUGGGUCAAAAUGUUGCAGAUUAUCUCCGAGCUAAUCUUUUCGAAAACAUAUUGAAUGAGCCGGAUUUUUGGACUGAUAUAGAAAGUGCAAUCAAGAAAGCAUAUGAGAGAACAGACACGAAAAUACUGGAAAAACAAGCUGAAUUGGGUAGAGGCGGUUCUACAGCAGUUACGGCUAUACUAAUUGAUGGUGUGAGCCUUGUGGUAGCCAAUAUUGGAGACUCACGAGCAGUUAUUUCCAAGAACGGUGUUGCUAUCCAACUUUCCAUUGAUCAUGAACCAAGCAGGGAGCGACAUUUGAUCGAGGAAAAGGGUGGUUUUGUGACAAGUUUUCCAGGAGAUGUACCACGGGUGGAUGGACGGCUGGCUGUAGCACGGGCAUUUGGAGAUAGGAGCUUGAAGGCACAUCUCACUUCGGAGCCUGACGUGGCUGAUGAAAUCAUCGACGAAGAUGCAGAGUUUCUAAUCCUUGCAAGUGAUGGACUAUGGAAGGUGAUGUCCAACCAAGAAGCAGUUGAUUUCAUGAAAGACAUAAAGGAUCCUCAAACAGCUGCUAGAAGUCUGACUGAGGAGGCCGUUGCAAGGAAGAGCAGAGAUGAUAUUUCUUGCAUCGUAGUGAAAUUUAACUAGCUAAGAUCCUCCCGAAAUCGGUAUAGCAGAACUCCUGUAACAUUAUUAAUCUUUGACGGAAUGCAGUUUGCUUGUUUUGUGAAACUCCAUCGGACUUGCAGGUUGUUGAA
Molecule: messenger RNA, 1102 nt
Organism: Zingiber officinale
Lineage: Eukaryota; Viridiplantae; Streptophyta; Magnoliopsida; Zingiberales; Zingiberaceae
Product: probable protein phosphatase 2C 62
Exons: 5
Coding region: 141-992 (283 amino acids)
Biological process (GO): protein dephosphorylation
Cellular component (GO): nucleus; cytosol
Molecular function (GO): protein serine/threonine phosphatase activity
Source: RefSeq, a predicted model, not a curated record